AUGGCACGUUCUGCGUGGAAGGCUUUGCCGGUGGCUGCUCUGCUGGUAGCUAUGUACAACUUCUGCAGCUGGAGCUUUGUGCCUGCGCCUUUGCGAAAGCAUGCACCUGUGGCAGCAGCAUCGGCUGCCAGCAUGAUGUUGGCUCCAGCAGCCUUUGCCGACGAGAUCGGUGAUGCAGCCAAGAAGCUUGGUGACGCUUCGUAUGACUUUGCGAAGGAAGUGGAUUGGAACAACGGAAUCUUUCUCCAAGCCCCAGGCAAGUUCCAACCCUUGAAGGCCCUCAAGGCAAUUGACAAGAUGAUCGAGAUGGGAGCGGCAGCGGACCCCAAGCUUUUGAAGGCAGCCGCGGAGGCUCAUCAUAAGGCCAUCGGAAGCAUCUCGGGUCCCAACGGUGUGACUUCCCGGGCUGAUUGGGAUGCGGUGAACGCAGCUUUGGGCCGUGUGGUGGCAUCUGUUCCGAAGGCAAAGGUCAUGGACGUCUACAAUUCCGUGAAGGACAUCACGGACCCUGGUGUGCCUGCCUACAUGAAAUCCCUGGUCAACGGCGCAGAUGCUGAAAAGGCUUACGCCGGCUUCUUGGCCUUUAAGGAUGUGGUCGAGAAGAACCAAGUCACCGCAGUUGGUGCGCCUGCAACCGUCCCCAGUGGGGACAAGAUUGGGGUGGCUGCGAAAGCUCUUUCAGAUGCAUCCUACCCCUUCUUGAAAGAGGUGGACUGGCUCUCUGAUGUCUACCUGAAGCCGCUGCCAGACACCACGGCCCCAAAGGUGGUGAAAGCCAUUGACAAGAUGAUCGUGAUGGGAAGCCAGAUGGACGGAAACUUGUUGAAAGCCGCUGCUCAGGCUCACCACAAGGCCAUUGGCAGCAUCGAUGCCAAGGGAGUGACCUCUGCUGCAGACUAUGAGGCCGUGAAUGCCGCCAUCGGACGCAUUGUUGCAUCGGUGCCAAAGGCCACCGUGAUGGAUGUGUACAAUGCCAUGGCCGCUGUGACCGAUGGAUCGGUGCCCAACAACAUGUUCUCCAAGGUGAAUCCUCUUGAUGCAGUGGCUGCUGCGAAGGGCUUCUACACCUUCAAGGAUGUAGUGGAAUCUGUGCAGCGCUGA
Molecule: messenger RNA, 1101 nt
Organism: Durusdinium trenchii
Lineage: Eukaryota; Dinophyceae; Suessiales; Symbiodiniaceae
Source: the annotation of a GenBank genome assembly